This is a messenger RNA of Puma concolor (puma), 909 nucleotides long. Lineage: Eukaryota; Metazoa; Chordata; Mammalia; Carnivora; Felidae. The record is from RefSeq and is a predicted model, not a curated record.
AUGGACCUGCUACAGGAGAAUCAAGGUAGCAUACUUUCAGGAGCUGAUUUGGAUGAUACACAGAUGAUACAAAGAUGGGAGGAAGAAUAUACAGUGCGAUAUGUGUUUAUAAUUACUUGGUGGAAAGGCUGCCCAGCUAUACAGGAGAUUCUCCACCAUCGUAGUCCUGGAGCCAUUGGGAAAGUAGAAGAACACGCUGCUGAAUUGGACCAAGAUAAUAUUGCAGGAUCUCUAUGGCAUCAUGUGUAUGACUUGGGGAGAAGGCUAUCUGGUUUUAUCAAGUCUCCUAGGUACCUGAGAAUAAUUACUGAACAAAACAAAGAUCGUGCCCUCAUGGACCUUUUAUGUAGGAGAAUACAAUUGCAACACGACUUUCCCAGGGCUCUGAUUUUCAGCACGGAUGAUUUUUUCUUCAGGGAAGACGGUGCCUAUGAGUUCAAUCCUGACUUCCUGGAGGAAGCACAUGAAUGGAACCAGAAAAGAGCCAGAAAAGCAAUGAGGAAUGGCAUAUCCCCCAUUAUUAUUGAUAAUACCAACCUCCACGCCUGGGAAAUGAAGCCCUAUGCAGUCAUGGCACUUGAAAAUAACUAUGAAGUUAUAUUCCGAGAACCUGACACUCGCUGGAAAUUCAACGUUCAAGAGUUAGCAAGAAGGAACAUUCAUGGAGUCCCAAGAGAAAAAAUACACCGGAUGAAGGAACGGUAUGAACACGAUGUUACCUUUCACAGUGUGCUUCAUGCGGAAAAGCCAAGCAGAAUGAACAGAAACCAGGACAGGAAUAACCCAUCACCUUCCGACGGCGCAGGAUACUGGAAUCCCUACGCGGAGUUUCCCAUCCGGAGGGCUCAUGGGGGCUUCACAAACGAGAGCUCCUUUAACAGAAGAGGCGGCUGUCACCAUGGAUAUUAG